UACCGUCAUCGCCUUUCAAAAUUGUCGUAAACAAGCGAGAUUUGAUUGCUGACUGCAUAAUAGCUAACAGAUGUCCUGGCCUAGUGCAACUUACUCUCCUUUCAUUACUCAUCCAUGUCGUCUUUAGAAGUGGUGUGGUGAAUCAUCGAUAUUCGGUAAGCCAGGGAGCAGCAGACGCUGCACUCGGCUUCAGUCGCUCGUAAUACAACCUGGCGUUCGGAGGUGGUAGCCGUCGUUUUUCGACUUCCAAACAGUUGCGGGCCCUCACAAAUGGGCAGCCAAGGUGAUAGGGGAGCCCAAGACACUUACCAACGUUUCGAGGAUGACGCCGAUCCUUGGAAUAAGCACCAUGUUGAAGGAUACGCCAGCGGUAGUCCUAAAUAUGGAUCUAUGUUGUCUUGCCCUUCCUCAGACAGCCGAAUGAAAAUGCAGUCUACGGCGGCUUUAGAUACUCCCAAUGAAAUGGGUCAUCGUAUUCUACCUGGGAUGGAUUCCCAGAUACUUUCAGAAAGUAUUUCUUUGUCUCGCAAUCCUAUUGUAACUUUUGAUCCAGAUAUGUAUUGGGAAAUGAAUUACCACGAAGCUGCUAUCUUUCUUGAAGAAGGUCGAAACAAUGAGAAAUUUGAUUCUCAUCCGAGGCACCCAGAAGAUUUGCCAGCAUAUUUAUUAGUUCAUAACAGUUGGUAUUAUGGUCUCGACUUAUUUACAUCUUUAGUAUUAUUGGGAUUGGCUUUUGUAGAGGAGCCAGCAGUACCACUUUUUCAACUUCCUGUUUGGGUUCAUGGUUCAAUAGAGCUUCUAGCUCUAAUAACCAUCGCUAUUGAAUUGGCCUUAAAAUUAAGAUGGAUUGGAUGGGGAACCAUGCUUAAGCAUAAACGAACAAUGUUAAAGUGUGUCACACUGUUUAUAAUGUUCAUUGAAGUACUCAUCGUUUUAGUUAGGCAAUCAUCCCAUUUCAGGGUCACACGUGCAUUACGUCCGAUUUUUUUAGUUGAUACAAAAUAUUGUGGAGGUGUCAGAAGAUUUAUUAGACAAAUUUUACAAACUCUUCCACCAAUUCUGGACAUGCUCGGGCUUCUGCUGUUCUUUAUUUCAACUUACAUGGUCUUAGGAUAUUAUAUGUUUUUCGAAUUAAACAGACAUUUUGCAACUUUGCAGGAUAGUUUUGUUAGUCUCUUUGUUUUACUUACCACAGCAAAUUUUCCAGAUGUUAUGAUGCAGUCAUUUUCAAAAAAUAAAUGGUACGCCAUUUACUUUGUGUCAUAUCUUUGUACUAUGUUAUAUGUCAUGAUGAACCUUAUGCUUGCGGUUGUCAAUGAGACCUUUACAUCGGCAGAACGAGACAAAUUUAAAAAGUUAUUUCUUCACAAGCGAAAAGCUUGUCAACAUGCUUUUAAGCUUCUUGUAUCCAAGCAAAAUCCAGAACAAAUGCGUUUUAAACAGUUUGAAGGAUUAAUGCGUUAUUAUGCUCCUCAUAAAUCAAUUAAAGAUACAGUAUUGAUGUUUCGUUAUUUGAAUAUAUCAGGAAAUGGUGUUUUGUCCUCUGACGAAUUUCUUAAUGUAUAUGAUGCUACUGUAUUGACAUGGGAACCUCAAUACUCGAGCGUUCCCUGGUAUCAUAUGACUUGGCCACCUUUGCAAAUUUUUUGCCAAGGAGCUCAUGCUGCUAUCGCUUGGCCUUAUUUUGAAACUCUUGUUUACACUGUAAUUAUUGGUAAUGGAAUUGCUAUGGUAUGUCGUUUGAUUCAAACAGAGCCUAAUCGAGAAAAAUCUGCUCAUUUAUUUGCUGCAUGCUGGGAUACACUGUUAUUUGGCGGUUUAUUCGUAGCAGAAGCUCUUACAAAGGUCAUGGGUCUUGGGAUUCGACGUUAUUUGAGUUCAGGAUGGAAUCUUUUUGAUCUUGGUACAUCAAUGUUGGUUCUAAUAGGAGCUUGUGGUCUGACAUUAUUUCCAACUGCUGUUUUUUUUGUUGUAUUUCGACCACUUCGAAUGCUGCGACUUUUCAAAAUAAAGAAACGAUAUCGCGAUGUUUUUGGUACAUUAGUUAUUCUCUCGCCAUUAAUGUGUUCUACCGCAAUUGUUAUGCUUGUGCUCUAUUAUUUCUUUGCAAUUAUCGGAAUGGAGCUUUUCGCUGGAUACGAUAUGAGAAACUGUUGCAAGAAUACAUCCGUAGAAGAUUUUUAUAAAUACUCAGCUAAUGGUAGUACAAGUUUAGGAUAUUAUUACUUAAAUACUUUUGAUAAUCUAAUGGCCAGUGGUAUGACAUUAUUUGAACUCACGGUUGUCAAUAAUUGGUUUGUCUUGAUGAAUGCUUAUGCAGUUACUGUGGGAAUGUAUACGAGAGCUUACUUUAUGACUUUUUAUUUAAUAACGAUGAUAGUUUUAACGAUCGUAGUGUCUAGUUUUCUGGAAGCGUUUCGUUUCAGAAUUCAGUAUAAAAAAUCAACUACAAAACGAGACGAAGAGAAAAUGUUACACGAAGAAGUCGAGUUAAAAUAUGAUGAAUUGCAAUUGAUCGUUCAAGACUUUCAAUUGAUAGAACAAAUUCGAGGAAUAAUACCGGUUAAUACUUCAUCACUAUUCAUUGGCUCGAGACCUCGAACAAGAGAAGUUUUACAGCGGCGAAUGUAUAUUCAUGAGAUAUUUGAAUGGCUAUCGGAAGCUAAAUCACAAGAAAGAACAAAUACGCCAAGUGCAAUUAAUGAUAUCGAUGAUGGUAGUAGAGGUGAUCGUGUUGUCGACACAGACAGUGCGAUAUUAAACAGUGUUGCGUUGACACAAAGAACACCAAGUACUGCUUUAAGUUCUAUGUAAUUAUCACAUGUACAUAUAGUAAUUAAGAGUUAUGUUUUCUGUAUUUCAAAAAAAAAAAAAAAAAA
Molecule: messenger RNA, 2879 nt
Organism: Ceratosolen solmsi marchali
Lineage: Eukaryota; Metazoa; Arthropoda; Insecta; Hymenoptera; Agaonidae
Gene: Tpcn1
Product: two pore segment channel 1
Exons: 12
Coding region: 271-2814 (847 amino acids)
Biological process (GO): monoatomic ion transport; transmembrane transport
Cellular component (GO): lysosomal membrane; endosome membrane
Molecular function (GO): voltage-gated channel activity; monoatomic ion channel activity
Source: RefSeq, a predicted model, not a curated record